AUGGCAGGUUAUCAAUUGCUACUCCUGAUGCUCUGUGCUUUGGGACUGGUCCUUGAAUCGCGGGCAGAAUGUACUCUAACUCGUGCUAUGGUCGAGGGAACGAAUCGCCUGUUCACCUAUAGGAAUGCGGCCGGUCAAUAUGAUCUAAAGCGUACACUCCGAGUGCGUGAAGGCGAGGUAUUACAUAUGAUCUGUCAGCCGAAUGACAUCAUUCAGACCACUUGCCAGAGGAACGGCCGAUUUUCACGCUCAUUGCCCAUGCAUUGUACAAAUCCCAUGUUCCCUGGUGCAACUGUUGUCACGGACAACACUUGUGGGCAGACCAUGUAUUCCAUUGGCUAUACCAUCAAUAAUCACCGCAUGGAACUGUAUCGUGCCUGCUACGAUCGGACCAAUGUGCGGGCCCAUUUUACAGUUCAUUCGGUAUAUGCCAAGAGCUUCUAUCCACGCCGUCCCUGCACACAAUUCACUCGAGAUGGUGUUCUCACGGAGGCAGAUGCCAAUAGUUUUCUCACACGUAAUAUCUUCAGGACCUUUAGGCGACUCUUUGGCAAUCGCCAGACUUACAUACCCAACGAUCGGACUGUAGUUAUCAAUCGUGGCCAUCUGGCCCCCUCGGCUGAUUUUCUCUUUGGCGAUCAGAUGUGCGCCACCUUCAAAUAUGUGAAUGUGGUGCCUCAAUUUAAAGCCAUUAACGAUGGCAAUUGGGAGACCAUUGAGCGAUGGGUCCGCAAUCAGAUCACUGGAGAGGCCAGGCUUAACAUUAAAACUGGUACUGUAGGGACUUUAUCUCUUAAUCAAACACCAACUCGCCGGCGUCAAGUAAUCCUCGGCACUGCCACAAAGAAUCCGGUUCCAGAGUGGAUGUACAAACGGGUGCGAACAGCCACCAAUCAGCCACUUGCCAUCUUUGUGACCUACAACAAUAUCUAUGCCACCCGCCGGCCUCCAGCUCCUUCCAUCUGUAACAGCGUGCCAUGUCCUGUUACUUUAGUGGACACUGCUAGGGCAGGUUACACAUAUUGCUGCAAUACUACAACGUUCCCUCUAUAA
Molecule: messenger RNA, 1053 nt
Organism: Drosophila willistoni
Lineage: Eukaryota; Metazoa; Arthropoda; Insecta; Diptera; Drosophilidae
Exons: 3
Coding region: 1-1053 (350 amino acids)
Biological process (GO): apoptotic DNA fragmentation
Cellular component (GO): mitochondrial inner membrane; nucleus
Molecular function (GO): nucleic acid binding; metal ion binding; RNA endonuclease activity
Source: RefSeq, a predicted model, not a curated record